UGUUUUUUUAACAAAGCACUUGUUUACUUCGUCGCAAAAUCAAAAGCCAGACUGCGGCCUAAAUAAAUACGAGCGUCGCUCCAUUCAUUGAAAGUUAUGUCUGUUUGCGAAAUGUGUAAGAAAUUUAGUAGUUUUGCGUAUAUGAAACCAAAAUGUCACGAUCUCCAUGCUGGAUUAUCCUUUUAUAUUUGGUCCUUACUACUUUCACUUUUACUUUCGCACAGAACUAUUGCGAUCCAGAGCUGUGUCCAAGCGGAAGACACGUGGCCUGCCAAAACAGCGGUCGCUUUGUGAGUGGCUGCAGCGGCGAGUUCGUCCAAGUGGAUGCCCACAUCCCGUUGAUUCUCCAACUGCACAACGAACGCCGUAACCUGAUCGCUGGCGGUGGUGUCAGUGGCUUCCCCAGUGCCGUCCAAAUGGCCACAAUGGCCUGGGACACGACACUGGCCCAACUGGCCGCAUACAAUGCGCUGCAGUGCCGCAUGGCGCACGACGAAUGCCGCAACACGAACACGUAUCGCUAUGCCGGCCAGAAUCUGAGCAUUCUCUUCACCCGGAGUGUGGAUGUGGCGGUCUUCCUGCGCCAGCGGAUCGCCGCCUGGUUCGAUGAGAAUCGGGAUGCGAGCAGUGGCGACAUGGAGAACUAUCAGAUGCGCGGUGGACCAGCAAUUGGCCACUUCACCACCAUGGUCAACGAGCGAAAUAACCGAGUGGGAUGUGCGAUUGCCCGAUUUACGGACGCCAACAAUGUGCAGGCCACCCUGUUGGCCUGCAACUACGCGGUCACCAAUGUGGUGAAUAACCCGGUUUACAGGGCGGGAACCGCCGCCUCGGAAUGCACUACAGGUCGAAACUCCAACUAUCCGAAUCUCUGCUCGUCCAACGAGGUUUACAACUACAAUCAGUGGUCGGGAUAAGGGAAUCUAUGCUAUUUAGCAUAACAUUUUCUAGCGUAAAUGUGCUGAAUUGUUUUUUAUUUGUACUCGCACUGCAUAUCUGAAUAUAUUUUACCCGUUCUUA
Molecule: messenger RNA, 1020 nt
Organism: Drosophila simulans
Lineage: Eukaryota; Metazoa; Arthropoda; Insecta; Diptera; Drosophilidae
Product: antigen 5 like allergen Cul n 1
Exons: 3
Coding region: 153-917 (254 amino acids)
Source: RefSeq, a predicted model, not a curated record